CAUUUAUGGAUACAUGAAGGAGCAAGCUUUGCUCGAUAACAGCUCUCAAUGGUCUUCCCCAAGUUUUGAUGACGUGAAUCACGAUAUAUUAUGCUCUGAAUUGAAGCAAUUGUAUGUCGCAAUUACUCGGACAAGACAGAGAUUGUGGAUAUGUGAGAAUGCCCUGGACUUCUCCAAACCAAUGUUCGACUACUGGAAGAAGAAGUGCCUCGUUCAAGUUAGGUUGGUAGAUCAUGCCCGUGCAGAAGCAAUGCAGGUCAGGAGCAUGCCGGAGGAGUGGAAGUCACAAGGUUUUAAGCUCUUACAUGAGGGUAACUACCGAAUGGCAACGAUGUGCUUUGUGCGAGCAAGGUACGAAUACGGGGAGAAAUUGGCUAAAGCCUCUGCUUUCAAAGCAGAUGCAGAUCUCAAGCAUGUUUUAAGUCCAAAAGAGGCUUCGGACCUUCGAAGGCAGGCUGCAGAGAUUUUUGAAGCAAUUGGUGUGGCUGACUCUGCAGCGGAGUGUUUCUACAUGGUGAAGGAAUACGAGAAAGCAGGUAGUAUAUUUAUGGAAAAAUGUGGAGAAUCUGCUUUGCAGAAAGCGGGAGAGUGUUUUUCUCUGGCUGGGCACUACAGUCGUGCAGCGGAGGCAUACGCAAGAGGAAAUUUUUUCUCCAAGUGCUUGUCCAAUUGUGCCAAAGGAGAACUUUUUGAAAUGGGUCUGCAAUAUAUUGGGAAUUGGAGAAGGCUGGGAAAUGAGGACAGGGGAAUAGUAAAGAAAAGUAAAGAAAUAGAGAAAUCGGAACAAGACUUUUAGAGAGUUGUGCCCUUCAUCACUAUGACCUCGGAGACUACAGGGCCAUGAUGAAGUAUGUGAAGGCUUUUCGUUGCAUUGAUUCAAUGCGAAACUUACUCAAGAGGCUAGGAUGCCUUGAUGAGCUUAUCAGUUUGGAGGAAGACUUUGGUAACUUUUCGGUGGCAGCAAAGAUUGUGAGGAUGAAAGGUGACAUCCUUCGCGAGGCUGAUCUACUUGGAAAGAGUGGACAAAACAAAGAAGCGUCAAUGAAUAUCCUGUGGUACGUGUUAUUCUAUUCCCUUUGGGCUCCUGGAAGCAAAGGGUGGCCCUUGAAGCAGUUUGCACAAAAGGAGGAGCUGGUAGCAAAAGCCAAACAUCUUGCAAAGUCCGAGCCUAUUGCCUUCUACGAAUAUGUUUCUGUAGAAUCAAGCAUUCUGCUAAACAAACAGAGCAGCUUGGCUGAAUUGAAAGAAUGUUUUAGUGCUUCCAGGAGAAAUGGAAGUGUCAGAGGUGAAAUGCUAUGCGCUCGAAAUAUUCUGGACUUCCAUCUUCGUCAAAAUAUCUCUAAUUUUUUUUGGGAAUAUGAUUGGCUUGUCGACCCAAUGGAGUAUUCUGAACCACGGAUCCUGGGGAAUGAGAUUUCCAUUGACUCAUUGGUGUGCUUUUGGAAUCUUUGAGAGAGAAGAUUGUUAGAAUUAUAAAGUGUGUAGAAUGUGUGGAGAUGGUUGAGGAAAUGGAAAAUAGGUGCUUUUGGGAGUUCUGUUUGAAUUACUUUGGUGUUUUGGAGCAACGGACCAACAUGCAAGGAACUUAUCACCUUCUAAACCCAGAUGCUGAUUGGGUCAGAAACAUAGACAAAAGAAUUCUUCGAAGAAAUGGACAAUUGGUUGCUUUGGAGCUUCGACAAUUGGUCUCUGCUGCUCAAAAGUAUUGGUAUUCUGAGCUUACUUCUCUUGGUAUGGAGCUCCUGGACAAAUUGGAUGCACUUUAUCUGUUUUUAGCAAAGAGUUCUCUGUCGAACUUCUGGCAAAGCAGAUGUCUUGUUCUCUUACAUGAGGUUGCAAAGUUCCUUCAAGAACUCGAUUGUCCCAAUCCCUCCUUCCUGGAUAGCGGGGCACUGGAGGGUUUCAUCGACACAUCCUGUAGGAGGUACUUUGGUCACAUAUUUCCUCUUGACUGGCGAACAUCACCAGCAGAGAAUAUGAUAUCUCUAAGAGGAAGUCAGGCUUCUCGCCUUUUACUUAGAAGAACAAUAAACCUGAUAAUUUCGAAGAAGAAUUUUUCACAUGGGAAGAUGGGUGAGCUUGCGACUUUGGUUCUUGGGUCUGGAAUGCUCGAUGAUGAUUUGUACAGGAAAAUUGCAGAAUCAUUUAAAGGAAAUACGUCAUGGGAGGCAUUCAUGGAAUGCAUUUGUCGGGACGUACCAUCAGAACUUCCUCAGGCUAGCGAUGGACCCGAGGAAAUCUCUUUGGCUUGGAACCUUUAUCGAGCUUUGGCAGAUACUUGCAAUGCUAAUUGGACUGAAAGAAACUCCAUAACACCAAUUUGCUUUUUGUAUCUGUUGGAACGACUUUUGAUUUUGUUUUCUUGCUCCAAAGGGCAGUUUUAUGCAACCAAGUCUUCUCUAGUUGAAUGGCUAAUCUGCCAUGACGGUUUAGGAAGGCGCAGCCUCAGUUUCAACCUGAGAAAUUGCUUGGAGCCCAUCAUUGGGUUCGUUACUAGCACUAUUAGGCAGCUGCUUUGCAAUGAGGAAGAAACCAGAGAAUGGAUCAAAAGAUCAAAACUAAAUGUGAUGGAGUACUACCCGCUGUUGGUCUUGAAGUUGGUUCUGUUGGUUUGUUUGCUUCACUUAAAUUUUGGCAUCAGUCCAUACUUUCUCAAUGAUUUGCUAGGUAAGAGUUGGAUUUCUGAGCAAUUACCUCCAGAGUUUCUUCGUAUUCUCUCACAUUGCCAGAAGAGGAACUUCCAGAAAACUUCAGUUGGUGUUCUCGCCAAAGCAUUCAAAAAAGUUGACGAUCCCCUCGUAAUUACCAAUUUCGCUGCAGAUUGUUCCAAUUUGUUGUGUCCACAUGCCAUCAUUUUAGACUUGAAAUCAAACAAAUGCAAGGAAGAGAUUAUGAAAGUUUUAUUCCCCAAAGAUGGAAGCACUGUGAGCUCUUGCAAGUUGCAAGAUCUGACUGAAGUUUCCGAGGAUUCCUCUUCAUCUUCCAACGGUGUUCCAGCACCAGUUGUGCAUUUGGUCAGUGCAAACACGUUGUCUUUGGAGCAUGAAUGCGAAGGACACAAUUCUGCUCCAGUGAAAGCUCAAAAAACCAAUGAUGUGAAGAGGGAUGGGCAGCCUGUCGUUAGGCGCUGGUUAAUGGCCCUCGGGGUUGGGGCGGUGCUUGGUUUCCUAGUGUGGAAAACAGGAACAAGAACAAGGGCAAUUGCAAGUCCAGAGGUAAGCAAAAUAGAAAGGGAGUGGGAAGAGACGAAUCCGUCUUCAUUGUCCUAUAUGAUGUUUUUGAUUGAAAAUUGUGCGUUAUAAUCUACAAGUAAUCCACCUUCUUGUAUAUACAUGUGGAACUUUUUAGUAUAACAGUUCUUAGGAUUGAAGUGAAACAGAUCUCCCAGACAGGAAGGUCAUUGCUCUAUAAAUUUCCUGAAGUUCUAGCAGUGAAUAGUCAU
Eucalyptus grandis is the source of this 3442-nucleotide messenger RNA. RefSeq lists its product as uncharacterized. The coding region runs from base 1497 to 3302 and encodes 601 amino acids. The record is from RefSeq and is a predicted model, not a curated record. The transcript has 3 exons. Lineage: Eukaryota; Viridiplantae; Streptophyta; Magnoliopsida; Myrtales; Myrtaceae.